Molecule: messenger RNA, 1901 nt
Organism: Zeugodacus cucurbitae (melon fly)
Lineage: Eukaryota; Metazoa; Arthropoda; Insecta; Diptera; Tephritidae
Gene: Pof
Exons: 3
Coding region: 154-1839 (561 amino acids)
Molecular function (GO): RNA binding
Source: RefSeq, a predicted model, not a curated record
GUAAGUUUAUCGGUAUAACAGCAGUGGCCCUUCACUAAAUGUGUAUAAACAAACAAAAACAGUAGGUUACCCGCGGUAAAUGUGCAUAUUUUUGUUAAUGGUUGCAUUGAUGUUGAGUAAUUCAAACGAAGUGUAAUAAGAAUAAAGAGGAAAAUGAAGCCGAAUAGAAAAAAAUAUAGUGUAAAAAAAUCAUAUUCUUCUUUUCCAACAUAUAAUAGACAUCAGAACCGACAGCAAAACAAUCAAUCACAAACAUCAUCCUAUCAGCACCAAAACCACCAAUAUUAUUCUGUAACGUCGCAUAAUAAUACACAUGGUGUAAUGUCAUAUGGACCUCAACUUGCUCCCAGUUAUUUUAAUAAUAUCAACGCUUGGCCGAUCCAACCACCAGUGCCUUUAUCAGGACCUGCAUUUGGACCAGCUGCAUAUCAAUUUGAUCCAAGAAACAAUAAUUCUCAAAUGAAUAUGGCCCCUUUACAUCAUAGUAUAGUUAGUAGUACAGCUCAAUAUUCCGUUCCACCACCACCGUAUCAAUUCAAUUGUCCUAUAAAUUAUCAGCAAGUUUCUAAUACAAAUCUUCCUCAAACAAAUACGCAAGUUAGUGCUCCAAAAAGAAAGUGGAUUAGAGAAGACGCUAUACGGGCCCUAUUACUUGAAGAAGAGCUGUGUAAACGAAAUACAUCUGCACCAUAUUUAGUGAUUCGCUUCCCAGACCCGCCAUUAGAUUCUGAAAUGGUUAAAGGUUUUUCAGGACAGAUUGAUGCAGUUCAUUUUCAAAAAAAUUCUGCACCACGGUUUUGUUUCGUUCGAUUGAAAGAAAAUGCCGACGCGGAGAGAGUGAUUGAAGAUAUAUCAAAAAUCCCAUUUGGGUUGGGUCAUUUAUGUGCAGAGUUACGUUUUGAUCCAACUAAACCUCCUGCAGCCACGAAACCAGAGCAGGUUGAUCCAUAUACAUUGUACGUUGGAAAUUUGUCUUUAUCAGUAUCAGUCGAAUCUAUAAAACGACAGUUUCCUGGCGCUCAAAGAUAUGACCUUGCCUUUAAAUCAAAAAUAAAACCUAUUAGGUAUGCUUUUAUUCGUUUUGAAAGUGUUGAAAAAUCAAUGAAAGCUUUUAAACAUGGUAUGAACCUGCAAAUCGAUGGACGCUCACUUGUUUUACGUUUUCGUAGAGCAAAAUUUAAUUAUCCUGCUGAAAAUCUAUCUUCAGAGAAAAGUCGCUCAAAUAAUAAAGACACAUCAAGCGUUUCUAAUUUAAUGGAUAGAAACGAUGGCAGAACGUCAAAUAAUCAUAAAGAAAUACAACCACAUUUGUCAUUUAAUGGUAAAGCUUUAGUGAAGGAUGAGUACCUGGAAGAAUUUAUAAAGGAAGAGCAAUAUGAUUCUGAGUACAGUUAUGAAGACGAAUGUUCAAGUUCGUUUUGUGGGUAUACUAAUGGUUUUGAACCACCUGCCAUUAAGCUGGAAAUAGAUGAUUUUGAACACACGCCUAAAUCAAAUUGUAUUUCAUCUAUCCCAAAUGGUUCAGAUGAAUGUUGUGACGGUAUAGACCAAACAACUAUUCGGGACGCAGCAAAUGAUUCUGUUCAUCAGACAAGUGCUGUAUCAAGCACUAUAAGACCACAGAAUCUUGAUGAAAACGUAAACCUUGUAAAAAUGCAGGCUACGAAUGCGACAAUUAAUGCCAAAGAAUCUGGAAAAUCUAUACCGCCAAUUGUGUCGAUUUCAGAAAAAAAAUAUAUUGAAAAUUUGUAUGAGCAAUUAAACACUUCUAAAGUACUUAAAAAAGAAGUACGAAGUGAAUUUGAUGAUCUGGACGCUAUGCUUAAAGAAAUAGAUUAAUCGUGUAAUAGAAAUACGAUACACCAUUAACUAACAUUUAUAAACAAAGAUGUAAAUAAUGA